Candoia aspera is the source of this 823-nucleotide messenger RNA. It is a transcript of the gene MAL, whose product is annotated as mal, T cell differentiation protein. Gene Ontology annotation, molecular function: structural constituent of myelin sheath. Gene Ontology annotation, cellular component: membrane. Bases 85 to 534 code for a protein of 149 amino acids. The record is from RefSeq and is a predicted model, not a curated record. Gene Ontology annotation, biological process: myelination. The transcript is spliced from 4 exons. NCBI's taxonomy places the organism in Eukaryota, Metazoa, Chordata, Lepidosauria, Squamata, Candoiidae.
CUACCCAAGAGGAGGAAAGGAAACCAGAAUCUGGCUGUGUAGGGUGAGGGCUUGUGUGUGUGAUUUUGGAAAGGAAACAGCACGAUGUCUUCAGCGACCACCACUACUGCUUUACCCAGUGGCGUCACAGUCCUGGCUUCAUUUCCUGACAUUCUUGUUGUUCCUGAGUUUGUUUUUGGUGGCCUGGUCUGGAUCCUUGUUGCUUCUACCAGAGUUUUUAUACCCAUGAGUCAAGGCUGGGUGAUGUUUGUCUCCUUGUUUUGCUUUGUCAUUUCUACACUGCUUUUCCUCUUAUAUUUGUGUGGAGCUCACGGUGGAAAAAGUGCUUGGGUUGCUUUGGAUGCUUUCUACCAGGUAAUUGCAUCAGUUUUCUACUUGAGUGCAGCAGUUUUGCAAGCCUAUACUACAAUAAUACAUAAGGAACUGUGGAAGAAUUACCAACUAGAUAUAGCAGCUGUGGUUUUUGCAUUUGCAGUUACACUGACUUAUGUAAUCCAUAUGGUGUUCUCACUUCUGAGGUGGAAAUCUUCUUAAACUCAGUGUUCUAUGGAUUUUACAGACAUAUUUGUUUUUGUCUAAAGAACUUUCUUUAGAGAUCUUAUAUAAACAAUAAUGUACUUCAUUAUAUGUUAACAGUAAAUUUCCUUAUCAAUAUUUAUCCUUAAUCUCUGACCCCAUAUCCCAAGUCUUUGUUAGAAUGGAAGGGAGGAAACUUGAGUAUCUGCCUUAAAAUAUAUUUGUAUUAAAAUGCCUUUUAUGUAAAUGGACAAUAAAUUGUACUUCACAAUCAUGUACGUUGUACAAUUAAAGGCUUCAAGUUCAA